Molecule: messenger RNA, 1356 nt
Organism: Umbelopsis ramanniana AG
Lineage: Eukaryota; Fungi; Mucoromycota; Umbelopsidomycetes; Umbelopsidales; Umbelopsidaceae
Exons: 7
Coding region: 15-1262 (415 amino acids)
Molecular function (GO): protein binding
Source: RefSeq, a predicted model, not a curated record
GGCUUUGUCUCUCGAUGGGACUGCGAAAUUUCUUGUCUUCCCUUAAUGACUUGCUUGGACCAGAAGAAGCUCAAAAGUCCAUGUCCAAGCUCCAUUUCAGUUCACAUGUUUUUGACUUUGCACUACAUCCUUCAGCGCAAAUAGCUGCAGCUGGACUCAUUACGGGCGAUAUUGAAUGUUAUAAGUUCGGACAAAAAGAGAACCAGCAGCAAUGGUCAGUCAAACCGACGAAGAAAUCAUGUCGUGGCGUGGAAUUCAGUGAGAGCGGAAACCAUCUGUAUAGCAUAUCGCGAGACCGAUCCAUUCACACACUGGAUGUUGAGAGUGGAAAAUUGGUUCACAAGCAUUCUGCGGCGCAUGAAUCGCCUAUCAACAAAAUACUACGCUUGAAUGAAAAUCUGAUUGCGACGGGAGAUGAUUUGGGUAUAAUAAAGAUUUGGGAUAAUCGUAGUCACGGGCUGAUACACGAUUACCACGAGCACACCGACUUUAUAGCGGAUAUGACGUUUUCCACCGACAAAAACACAUUGAUUGCCGUUGCUGGCGAUGGAUUAUUAUCUAUAUGGGACAUUCGCAAACCUAAACUCAAAGCAAUAUCGGACUGCAUGGACGAUGAACUACUAUCCGUUGUUACAGUAAAGAAUGAGAAAAAAGUCAUAACAGGAUCACAAGCUGGCGUACUUAAUUUAUGGACAUGGGGAGAGUGGCAAGACUCUAGUGAUCGAAUACUGGGUCACCCAAGUUCCAUUGAUACCAUCUGUAAGCUUGAUGAAGACACUAUAUGUACAGGCAGCAGUGAUGGAAUUAUUCGUGUCGUGUCGAUUUUACCCAACAAAUUUGAAGGUGUGAUCGGAGCCCAUGGAGAAGACUUCCCCAUCGAGCGAAUUCGGUUAUCCUAUGAUAACACCUGGCUUGCAAGUUGUGCUCACGACAAUUCAGUUCGGUUUUGGGAUAUCAAGUUCCUGUUUAAUAACGUUGAUGAAGACGAAGACGAAAAUGGCGACCAAAGUGGAGAAGAAGCAGUGUCAUCUGAGGAGGACCAUGAUGAAGUCAAGUCGGAGGCAGGCUUCUCUCAGUCAUACAAGAGUGACUCCGGCAGUGAGGAAGACAAUUAUCAAUUUAGUGACCGAGAUGACAGUGAUGAGGCCGAAAGAGCGCCACGGCGAAAACGACGGAUGUUGCAAAACGCCAAUGAUAAUUUCUUUGACGGAUUGGAGACGUCCCCAUCAAAGGCUGGCCGCAAAAUAAAAAAGAAGAAAUAGAUAGUGCUUACAUGAAAGCCGUUUGUUACCGAAGUGUUCAGAAAGCUCUUUGACCCAUUUUGAUUUAUGUCUGCCAUUGUUGCGGUCGGCUGGG